This is a messenger RNA of Pecten maximus, 1762 nucleotides long. Its product is annotated as peptidyl-glycine alpha-amidating monooxygenase A-like. The transcript is spliced from 12 exons. Gene Ontology annotation, molecular function: oxidoreductase activity, acting on paired donors, with incorporation or reduction of molecular oxygen, reduced ascorbate as one donor, and incorporation of one atom of oxygen; copper ion binding. The record is from RefSeq and is a predicted model, not a curated record. Lineage: Eukaryota; Metazoa; Mollusca; Bivalvia; Pectinida; Pectinidae. Gene Ontology annotation, biological process: peptide metabolic process. Bases 47 to 1069 code for a protein of 340 amino acids. Gene Ontology annotation, cellular component: membrane; extracellular region.
ACUCUGUAUCAUUUGUGAACACAUUUCUACCAGACAACCAGACACUAUGUUGUACCUGUUCGUGAUAGUCGUCCUAACACUGCCAUACAUAGGCAGUUCCAUGCCUUCCUAUCAUCAAGAGGUUUUACAAAUACCUCUGUCAUCCUUUGUUGGACCAGACAAAGUUCAAUAUGCCUGCAUCUCUGUACCGCUGAAAGCCAAUGAAUAUAUAGUUGAUUUCCAGCCUCAUUCACCAUCUGGAGGAGUCCAUCACAUGGCACUGUACUCAUGUGUAGAACCGUAUGAACGACACUCCGUUUGGGAGUGCAUUGACCCCAAACAUGUCUGUAAGACAGCUACUGAGAAGAGGGGUGUGUAUGCCUGGAAUUUAGGCGCCCCAGGCUGGACCUUACCAUCAUACACUGGGAUCUUCACGGGAAAUUCUUCGGGGUUCCUCGUUUUCCAGAUCCAUGGACGGCACGAUCUUACACAGAAUCAUCUGGAUAAAUAUGGAAGCAUAGCCCUGGAAUUUAGGACAAAAAGACCACCGCUGGACACAGUAAUGAAAGUCUAUGGAUCCGACGGAUACAUCCCCGCUAACACUCUAGGUUUUACAACAGACGUAGCCUGCACCUGGGACAUGAGCAUCAGUGCUCCAAUCGUUGGAUAUGCCUUACAUACACACGACUAUGGUGUAGCGGUAUCAGCAUACCUUAUUAGAAAUGGGACAUGGAUUGAGAUAGGACGAGUUGACCCACGUUAUUCAAUGGUUACUUACGACACAUCGGUCCGGAAUCUGCACGUUCAUCCAGGAGACACUGUGGCUGUGCGAUGUACAUACGAUAACCAUGGUACUACAGAUGUCCAAAUGGGAUAUAAACACUCGGACGAGAUGUGUAACAUGUUUUUCUACUACGCCAUCCCACACAGCUUUGCCGAAACAUCGACUAUGACACCAUGCUCUAACAACGCUCAAGAUUUCCACUGGGAGGAUGUGUUUGACAAUAUUCCAUCCCUUGCCAGCGAUGUAUCGGGGGACACCGAUCAAAACCGUUACAUGAAGACCCAUCAUUUACCGAGAAAAAUCUGAAAAUGUGCCACACAUGAAGAGAUUGUUUGACAACCCGAAGAUCGAGUAAAACCAUAUCGCUAAAGAGGACUUGUUGACAAAAGAACAUAUCUAACGCUUAAAUCGAAAGUGUUUCAUAUAUCCCUGAUUAAUGUUGAAAUUGUAUUUUUCACGAUACCGUUCAAUGAACAUCAAGCCAUCUGUGAUUUGUGGAACCAGCUAUUGCAACAUGACUGUCGUGUAAAAUUUGCGUCCAUUUAUGUACAAUUUUGUUUGUAUAUACAUUGCGAUCCAGGUAUCCAUAUAAUGUAAUAGACAAUUCGUCACUAUGAUCAUGUCAGGGUAUCGGGCCGAACGUCACUGUGCAAUUGAAACGUUAUUUUAUCAGAACGUAGAUAUGGCGAAGUGGUUUAAGCUGCGAGUAUUUCUGUCUAGGCGAUAAGGUGCAAUUGGUCGUACGUUCAGGCCCAGUAAGGGCACGAGUCAUAAAACAGUCGCCAUUUGUGUAUUACGUUUUUGACAACAUGCUUGAAAUCGAUUGAAAUUUGUUCUUUCAAAGUAACACGUGUGCAAUAUUUUAGGAAAAUUUUCAUAGAUUUUGUGAUAUUACGGGUAUCUCAAUGAUACUAUCAACGUAUAUGUGUUUGUACAUACCCUUUAUGUUCUUUUUUUACUGUUGUUGAUUUACAAAUAAAUAUGGAUGUUGCUAAUUGA